Molecule: messenger RNA, 13775 nt
Organism: Helicoverpa armigera (cotton bollworm)
Lineage: Eukaryota; Metazoa; Arthropoda; Insecta; Lepidoptera; Noctuidae
Exons: 19
Coding region: 412-13038 (4208 amino acids)
Biological process (GO): actin cytoskeleton organization
Cellular component (GO): filamentous actin; microtubule organizing center
Molecular function (GO): protein binding
Source: RefSeq, a predicted model, not a curated record
UGCGCGCGCGCAUCCCGCGGCAGGCUGGUAAGCCGGCGCGGGUCAGUCCGCGGCCGCAGUGAUCGCUCGGACGCCGACCGCGCCACACGCCACGUACACCCAGCUCGCAUGCUCGAAGCCGCACCACGCGAAAAAACACAAUAAAACCAAUCGACCCCGAGUGACCCCAAAAGUGCAUACCGAGCGGCCGACACGAACGAAACGACUUCGCGAAUACACUCUAUUCAAAAAACUAACACUAACGCUUUGCAGUAACACGUGAGCUUUAUUAACUGUUAUUAUAAGUUAUAAUUAACGUAAAGGUGGAAAUUAAACUGUGCACUGGAAGAUAUCAAAGUUUUGAGCGAUUGUUUUAAAUUUAAAUGAUAACGGGCGAGGUGUGCUAGCGGCCGGUGGCUGUGCUCACACAGAAUGUCUGAAGGCGACGUGUCGUUGAUCCGCGACGAGGAUCUGCUGCGGCGCAUGUGGCAGCAGACGGAAGACUUCUCUCGCAAGAAAGAGAUUCGCGCGCACAUGUACCGACUGCGGGAAGAGCGCCUGCGCGACCUGUACUCACCCGAACCUCCCAGGGAGGGGAAAGGUAGUGAGUUCAGUGCUGCGCAAGGCCACGUGAAGUCGUUCGCGGACCAGAGCUUCCAGUCCAUGAAGAGCAAGGAGGUCCGCGACGCUGGCUCCCCACCCAAGGAGUUCACGUACCGCGGCCAAGACUUGAAGGCGCUGUCGAACGCUGGCUGGAAUGUGGAGUCGGAGAACAAGACCACCGACGAUGGUCACACGCACGUCAAGUCUGUCCACGCCAACAUUGAAGGCAGAUACGAUGUGGAUGGCGGCAAAGGACAAUUUGCUGCCGUCGAUCAUCAUAAAGAAGCCGUCACCGAGUAUCACGAUGACAACAGCAGCUUGAAACGUAACGAGACCUCGUCGAACACAGCAGCUCGCGAACACGUCGUGCGCAAAACUGAUGACGGCACGCAGAUAUCGUCUACCACCAGCUCGUCGACUUCUUCGUCCAAGUUCCAGCAGAUGUCUUCGACGCGACAUGAAACAGUGCCAUAUUUGACUAACGAUGACUAUGACCUACGAAGUUAUGAUACUAACCGCAAUGAGGAUUCAUCCUCUGUAACGAGAAGACAGAUUUCGAAAACUAAUGACUACGAACAAAACUUAAGGAACAAUGACUAUGAAACGAAUUUGAGAAAAAAUGACUACCAACAAAAUAUAACAAGAAAUGAAUAUGAACAAAGUGUAAAAAAGAAUGAGUAUGAACAUGUCGUGAGGAAAAAUGAUUAUGAACAAAACUUGACCAGAAAUGAUUAUGAGACUGGCGAGCUCGUCUCUAGGAAAGUGGAUUACCCUGAUGACAACACCAGGGUAAUUGUAGAGACGCGGUGUUUGCCUGACGGAACUCGGGUUACCAGCACCAAGAGAGAAUUUCGGGCUCCAGUACAAAGCACUCGCUCCGAACAUUCGUACCAGACAAGGGAAAAUAAAUCCUACUCUUCCCAACAGCGAUCUGAUGCAAAGGAAUCCUCCAAAAUUAUACGACACGUUAUUGAUGACCGCGCCACUGACAUCGUCGAUUCCCAAAGAAACGUUGAUGAUCACGAUUUCAAGAGACAAAUUGCUGAAUACACUUCAAAAGACAAUAAAGAUUAUUCGGAUGUGCAGCGUUAUGAAACAAAAGUGAACAAGACAAAUAUUGAUCAUUCUAAGUUGGAUGACGAAUAUUCGAAAACCACUCGCCACGUGACUCGAGUCAAUAAAGUAAUAGAGUCCACAGAUAAAGAUGACUAUGUAAACACGCAGUUUACGAAUCAGACCCAUGGCCGACAAUAUCAAAUUAAUGAUGUUCGCAAGGAAACGGCUGUCCGCGAGAUUCGCCCUGAACCAAGCCCGCCGCGUGAUCAGCGCCCACAUACAGUUACACCGCAAAAUGAUCGACCUAAAUCUUAUACACCACGCCACGAUCGUCCCGAAACGUUGACCCCAGCGGAAAACCGCCGAGACACAGAAACACCUAAAAACAAUCGUCAUGAUAUAACAUCUCCGCGCGAUGAUUACCGAGAGCCUGUAAGGCCUCGUGAUGACCAGCCGGUACCGGUGAAAGAUUAUGUCCAACACCAAACCAAGGAUACCGAGGAGAGAGUACAUCACGUCACAAGAGAUCAAAAGAUUGAGGAAACUGUAGAAAGGAAGACAAGCUCUGAUCAUUACCAAACCACAUAUCAAACAGAUUUUCCUCAAAAAAAGAUCAGCAAUGACUGGAGUCCAUCACAUCAGGCGUGGGCUAGUACACUCCGUGCCGAUACACCUACGACCACGCGACCCUCAACUAGAGCUUCUUCUCCUGGUAGUAGAACCUUCAAGUCCAGCUCAUCUUCGCUUAGGAGCAGCGUUAGCCCUGAUAAAAUAUCCAGGAAGCCAUCAAGCAGAGGUGGUAGUCCAAACAAAAUUGACAGACAUUCGCCAACCCGUAACGAUAAAAACUCUACCACACAUUCUGCCCAUAGUGUCACUGAGGUUAAAACGCAUAAGUAUACCAGUUCUGAUGAUAAAAGACCUCCCACCGGUCGCUCUCCAACGAGGCCGGGUUAUAGCCCUGAGAGAAAACCCCAAGACACUCGCUACAGGCCCAGCGUAAGUCCAGAGAAAAAACCAGAACUUCCAUUAAGGCCUAGUGCUAGCCCAGAAAGGAAACCAACAGAGAGAGGUUCACCUACAGUGAGCCACCGUAGAGUUACUUCUCCUACUCGCUUAAUAGGUAGUCGAGAUUCGCCAAUAGGAUCGCGAGAAAGUCCAGAGAGAAAGCACCCUUCUUCUAGCUCAAACUUCCCACGAUCAAGUCCGGAAAGAAAUAUUAAUAAUUUGCCUAAGGAUACUGCAAGGAAACCAGAUCUGAGUCCUGAUAGACAACCAGGGCACGGAAAACCUCAUGAUGGUCGUAAAACUCCAGUGUCUGAGUUACCCCGUACCACCUCUCCACCUCGAAAGUCUCACCCUAAAGAUAGCACCAACAGAGUUGGCUCAAGUCCAGACCGAAAACCUAGUUAUCAUCCAGCAAGUCCUUCGUCAAAAACUCCUGACGACAUUGUUCAAAAGCAACCAAAAGAUGCCCCAAGAUCGAGUAUGAGUCCUGAUAGGAAACCUGGAUAUAUGAAGCCAACUUCUGCGAGCAAGCCGUCAGAUAACCUCAAGUCCCCAACGAAGCAUGCACCAAUGCAAAGCCCUGAGCGUAAGCCUAUGGAAAAAACUACCAACAAAGUACAAGAAGAUCACUAUAAAUUUAUCGACGAGGAAACAAUAAUGUACACCCGUAACGAUAAAACUAAGCCAAAGUUACCAUCUGAACAAAAAGAUCAUUCACCUUCAAGGAAGAGUCCCAGUAAAGACACUCCCGAUUUCUGUAACACUGAAUUGACAAGAAAGAGAUCACCUUCUCCCAAGGAUCAUGUUAAAUUUAUUGACCAAAAAGAUCGGGUUGAUGUGACGCAGCACAAAACUGUUGAGGUAACCGAGGAAAUAACGUCAAAAUAUCGUUCUCCGAAGGAAAAAGAUACACCCAGUGAUAAAGCUUCUCCAAAGGAGCCAUUGCCGGUUAAUUAUGGAACUUAUGACAAAAAGAAACCGUUUGUUUCUGAUGUCACCGAGGUAACUACAACUUUUAGAGACAGUACCGAUGUAAAGGACGAUUCGCAGCCACGUCGUCAAAAAUCUCCAAACAAAACAUCUGAACAGCCAACAUCUCCCACAAAGAAGUUGCCACGAGACAGCGUGUCCCCUGCUAAAUCUCCUUCAAAAGAUUCCAAAUACAAACACACUACUGACUUUAUUACAACAGAGAGAACUAGGGAAGAGAUAAAUAAAAAAACUACUGAAGAUCGUCCACGAAAACUGGUUACACCAUCCUCUAGCCCCACUAGGAAACCGAAACCUACUGAUACUGAACCAUCGACUGGUCAAAGCUCUCCCACUACUUCUGUAAGUGGUUUCGUAUACUUCAGCUCGCCACGAACUGAAAAGCACAUUGUCACUGACUUAGACGAUCAAGAAUAUUAUUCUGAAAUACACUCCACCGACGAAACUAUUACUAAUAUCACUAAAAGACCGGAAAGUCUAGGAGUGAACAGAUCACAAUCUCCUUCUAAGAUUCCUUGCAGAUCUCCAUCUCCAGAGAAACGCACCUCGCCUUCCAAGGAUAGCCUGCCACGAAAAAGUUCUUUGAAGAAACCCUCAACAGAAGUAACUCAAGCUUCUCCAAUUGAAAAACCCCCAUCCAGUUUUCGUGUUUCACCCACAGAAGAACCAAAGGAGUUCCCUGAGCAUAAAGUGGUAAAAAAAGAUCGGCCGGAAGGUCCUGAAUCUGAUGCCGUCGUUGGCAAAAUAAAACCACCUUUAGAGCGUAGAGAGACAUAUGAGGAUCGAUGCCGAAAAAUUCUUGGAAUGAUGGAUGAUACGACUACGUCCGAAACGAUUAAAAAAACCAGUUAUUUUAAGGAGCCAGAAGCGAAUUUGAGCUCUCCUAGUGUCUCUCCUUGUCGCAGUCCUGUUCCAAGAGAGACUCCAUUUGAAUAUCCAAUAGUUAAGAAAACGACGCAGACUGAAGACGAUGUAACCGAUUUCAUAGUGCGUGAACAAGAAAAUAUUGUGAAAACAAGCACUGUAAUUAAUGAUGAUUCCUGUAUUAGUGUAAAAGAUGUGACAGAUAAAACUACAACAAAACACGAAAGAACAACUGACUAUAAAGUGGAUACAAAGAAAACUGUCACCAAUAAGUAUCCUUCACCGAGGCAAAGUCCUGAGAGGAAGCACUUGAAUCAAAAGUUAGAAGAAGAUCAGAAACUGUAUCCUGACGACCUUCCGAGGUCGACUGCAGGUGUUGAACCUACUUCUAAAGACUCCAACAAGCCUCGUUCAACUCCAUUGAAACCGAAUACAACAGGUGCCUCUCCAAGAUCUAGCAUAAGUCCUGAAAGAAAACCAGGGUAUAGGCCAACUGAGAAAAAGGAUGACAGUAAAUAUCCUGACAAAUCUACUCCAGCAACACCGGGCUAUAUGAAAACCACUUCAGCUACUUCAUCCAAAUAUGAUGCUACGAAUGAAGAGAAUGAAACAAUUAAGACAAAAACAACAAUUGAAAGAAAAGUAACACAAUCUCCAACAAGAAAAACUCCAUCUGAUAAACCAGUUGGUCCAGAUCAACGUUCUGAUAGGAGUCCCCAGCGAAAACCAAGCACUGACGAAAAGGCACCAAUCAAGGCAAUGCCUGAAAAUAAACCUUCUGACACGUAUCCCAGAGAAGCGUCUCCGUCUAGACCAAGCUACAAUAAAACCACAACUUCAAUGAUAGUUGAAUACGAUUCCACCUCCACGAUUGAAGACAUUGAUCAGUCGAUGACUUCAGAAACUAUAUCAAAAAAGUCAUCCCCUCGUCCUUCAGUAUCUCCAACACGACGAGUCUCAAAACCGUCAGAUGACAUUCCAACAAGGCAGUCCAACAAGAGUCCAGACCGCAAGCAUAAAGACGACCUAGCUUCUACAAAAGAUGUUUCUGAGAGAAAACCGACGAAACCAAAGGACUCCUCUCCAUCAGGACCGGGCUACAUGAAAUCUACUGCUUCUAUGACUUCAAAGUAUGAGACCACCUCCACUGAAGAUCUCCGUGAUACUAAUACUUCUAAGACGGUCCAAACCAGAUACUCAUCUUCACCCUCACGCAAAACUGUUAAACCUUCUGAUGGCGCUGAUAGCAGACCCAAUCAUCCUAAAGAACAAAGCCCUGAUGGCAAGCCUCACGCUCAUCAAGAUCGUUCUCCUACUAGGAAAUUAUCAGAAAACACUCCUGUAGACAAGUAUCCCAGAGAUAGUUCACCAACUAAAGGUAAACCUGAUAAAAUCCCUGGUUAUAUGAAAACUACGUCUGUCUCAUCAAAAUAUGAGACUAUAUGCACCACUGAGGAAGAUGUAGAAGAAAAUACGUCUUUAACUAUAACUAAAACCAAUGUGCGGCAGCCAUCAGACUCUCCAUCUAAAAAAGAACUGGAAAGUUAUCCUCGUACUUCACCACCUAAGUCUACUACUGCUAAGCCACUAGAUGGCUUUUCUCAAACUAAGCCUGGACGUGAGACAGCACCUAAAUCAGGUAUAUCUGACAAGCCAACUGACAAUAAGCCAAACACUAUUGAGAAAACUCCUGAGUUCGUGAAGACAACUUCUCAUAAUAUUUAUAAACAAGAUACAGUGUCUGCCACUAAAGAUUUCUUAGAAACCUGUAGAACAGAAAGGCAAAGUCCUCAUUAUACCCCUGAUUCACAAACUCCGAAGACAAGUGAUGAGUAUGGCCAAGAAACCGACCAUCCUCGAACAGUUUCACCAUCCAGGUCACACCCAACAGAUUAUAACUCAUCUAGACAUAGCAUUAGUCCUGAUCGUAAGUCUCAGCAGCCUUCUGAGCCCCUUGUGAAGAAACCAACCGAUGAAAAACGCAGGGGAGCAUCGCCUUCAAAGAAAAUUAUGAAUCCCGAAACUCCUGGUUACAUGAAAACUACUACGUCUGUUAAAACUAGACAUGAUGAGGAUUUCGAAGAAAUCACAUCCAGUAAGACCAGACAGAGUGUGCAUUCAUUAUCACGUCCAUCACCACCUAAAACGACUAAAUCAGAUAACGCUCCAAGUAAACCUGAUUUGGACAGAAGUCCUAACCGCAACCUACAAAAAUACACUGAGCCAUCACCCAAAGCUAGCCCAGAGAGACAAAUAGGUUACAAAUAUCCCAAGGACACUUCUCCGUCGCGAAAAACACCUGCCUCGGAAGAGACUGAACCUAGUAAUUUAAAAACCAUAACUUCUAUUAAGUCAACUUUGGAAGAUAUUAAGGACACCACGACUACAAAAAUCAAAGAAGGAUACCAUUCUACUUUGCAUCAGUCAGACACUUCACCAACAAGAAGAGGCACUAAGCCUACGGACAGUUAUAAAUCCACUCCGGAUCAGUCGCGAACACAUUCACCAACUAAGUCUCUACCAGAUGCCUCUGUAAAAAAAUCACCUGCACCUAAAGAGAGUAUUAACAAAUAUCCACGACACUCAUCUCCAAGAUCAAGUCCAGACAGAAAAACAACAACUGAUUCGGUUGUGACAUGUAAUACUGAAACUAUUUCCACCACCGAAGAAAUUGAGACUACAGAAGAUACAGUCCCCAAGCAUCCAUCAGGAAGAUCUCCUGAAUCGCCUUCACGCCAUGCUCCUUACGAACCAUCUAAAAAGCGUAGCUACCUUCAGCAACCAGAAGAGACCAGGCAGCUUCGCACACCUUCACCAAUGAAAAAAACCACAAAAAUUACUGAAGUUAGUACGGACUUCCUGAUGUCCGAAAGAGAACAGGAAAUUUUAGAUAGAGUCCAAAAAUCCCUUCGAAAAUUGUCUCCUGAUCGUAAAGAGAGAUCACCCAGCAGAGAAAAGAGCCCAAACAAAACAACAACCAGUUUGAAAGACAUUGAUAUAGCUAGCCACACUCUGAACGACAAUGAAAUUAUUAACGAAGAUGUAAUAGAUAUCACAGAGCAAUCAACCACUAAACAAGGAUCGCUUAUAGCUGAAAAAGUCAAGGAUUCCAAAGUCCCAACCAAAUUAUCUCCCAGAACUGUUUCGCCUACUAAGAAACCUUCAGGUAUUGCAACUCCAACAAAAACGGAUAAAAUAAGUCCGGAAUCACCCACGAAACCAAGAAGUGUUUCUCCCAAAAAGCCAGUUUCAGCAAAUGAAAGACCACAGUCACCGCAAGUGCGGCCAAGUGGAAUAAAACCUAAGGAGCCGAUACCUUCUCAUCUGACUAGAAAGGCGACGCCUGCCACUUUAAAUAUCACCAAAACGGACAAAACUGUAACAGAUUUUAAGAAAACUUCAAAUAUUGGCUCUGUAACUAAACAAAAUAGUUUCAGUCGUUCAACAACAAAUAAAACUACUACAAAGACAAUCUCUUCACCUACGAGUCGACCUACCGAACCAGAAACUAAGCGAACCCCAACUCCUAAAGGCAUAAGGGAGAGCGUGAUCCCGACAAAGAAAGACAUCGACACGAAAGUGAUGCGGACUGUUAGUGAUAUUACAAUUAAGUCGAAGAAAACAUCACCUCAAAGAAUGAAAUCAAAGCCAGAAAUUCAAGUGAGUGAUAUGUCUACUAAAACUACAAAGCCUUCUAUUAAAGAACCACAUUCUAAAUUGCCAAGUAAACCAAAAUCAGCUACGACAUUGAAUACUUCAACUGACGAAGAUGACAUUAUUAUUGAUGUUGAGCAAUCGAAAUCGUCGAGAGAAAAUUCACCUGAUCGUAUUUGUCCAACUCCCGUUAAUUUUGGAGAUGACGUUGGUACACCUCGAUAUCCUGAUGAAGUGAGUGAACCUGAUGAUGAUUUCCGUAAACGAACUCAUCAUACAAUCCAUGAGGCCGAGUCUAUCGUGGAUGACAUUGUUGAAAUUUGUGAAGAUGACGAACUUUUUGUUAGAAAGACUGAUGUCGACGUUGCGACUGAAGAUGACGAAAGCCUUCUUAGUGUAACAGACAAAGUAUCCAGAUUUACUAAAGGUGUUGAGACAGUAACAAAGCAUAAAGAUACAACUGCAAUAUUUAAAGAUACUGAAAGAAGGACACAUUCUGAUUUCAUUGAUGAUAAGUUGAAAUCUGAUGAGUGCUUAUUGUCUGUAUCGGAGAAAGUAAACAAGUUUGCUAGAGGACCAAGUGCUACUAGAGAUAGCAAGAGUCCCUCACGGAGAGUUACCGAUGAAUACGAUAAAAAUACUGUUUAUCAAGAUGACUACACUAAACUAAGUGUACACGACAAAGCACACUUGUUUGUGGAGACUGCAGAAAACGCUAAGACUCCUAAAGUUAAACCGACUCCACAAAAAGUGGAGCGUCCUGACUUAACUAACGUUGAUGACUCAUUAAAGAGUGAUGAUUGCUUACUCAGUGUUUCGGACAAAGUACAUAAGUUUGUAAAAACAGCUGAGCAAUUCUUGACGGAAUCUCAGGAGGUCGAGGAGAAGGAAAAGCGAAUUAAAGAGCAACAUGACAAAAUCAUGCGCAAGAUAGUAGAUGAAGUUGAUGAUGAGGUAGAAAACUAUAUCGAGACGAUGAAUGUUACCGAAGAUGUGGAAGUCACAAGCAAAAAGCCAUCAGACCGCCGUGAUGAAAAGCCCCAUAAACCAAGGGAAACUUCAUCAUUGCUACCGAAGGUUAAAGAGUACAACAGCCCUAGUCUGAAAACCGCUGAUAGAACUCCAACCGUUAAAAUAACUACUCUUCGCAGCAGUGAAGCUGUUAAGAAGGCUAAAGCUUUGUUUGAAACAAUAGCCACCACUACGCAAAAAACAAAAGAAACCAUUAAAACUAAAACUGCUAAAUUAACAGACAUCGGAGUUACGAAAAAGUCUCCUAAACCUGAUUCUACUACUGAUAUCCAUCCCUGUAUUGAAGAUUCUUCACCUAUUUAUAUUCCUGAUAAAGUGGGGGAUGAGGGUGAUGUUCCUCAAACCCAUAAAGAGCGACCGACAAGUGGUACACUCAGCCGGCCGCAAUAUCCUCGGACUGAUGAUAAGCCGCGGAGCAGCCCGUCACGUUUGGUGGCCCAGUCUCCAGAAAUUCCAAGGUCUAAGUCCCCAGGUUAUCAAACUGUGGAAACCACAACUACAUCCAAAACUGUGUUAUCAAGAUAUCCGACUACUCAAAGAGCUGAAUCUCCGAGUCAGCGACACGAGCCUCAAAAAUCCGAUAAAAUUCCUGGAUACCUUCGUCCAACAAAAACUAGCCAAAUCAAGGAGGAGACGAAGGUGGUUGAGGAUACCGAAGUAAGCAGUCGACGAGGGAGCGGCAAGUUUGGUGUAGAGCUUCGAAGAACUAGUGUUGAAAGAUCAACGGCAAGUAGCGAACGCCGGCGAAGCGUCGAGCACCCCUGCAUCGAAGACAUCUUCGACCUGGACCUCCUGGAACAAAUGUUGGAAAAGGUCGUUGGUUACGAGCAGAGGCGUCGCAUCAGAUCACAGAUUCGGAUUGCUAGAAAAAAAGUCGAGAGCGACCAUAUUGACACUAACACUUACACUAAAACUACAAGACAAACUAUGACUACACAAAAGCUGCGGUCACCGGAACGCCUGAGGACAAGAUCACCCGAACGGGCUCCAAAAUCUACCCUCCAUAAAACAAAAUCCCCUGAUCGUCAUGCUAAAACACCCCAGAGGAUGAUCCCCGAAACCACCCGAGCACCAGAACUUGCGCAGCCUAUGCAUAAUGGGCACGCUAAAGAGCCAACCAGAACUAUUAGUGACAGGCGCCCCAGAACACACAGUCCUGAGAAACCUGCUCCAAAAUCCGUCCCCAAAUCAAAAAGUCCGGUUCGUCAACCUAGUCCCGACAAAAAGACACGACCUCAGUCUCCUAACAAAACAAUAACUCCUAAACCCAAACCCAAUCGCUUUAAUGAAUAUGCAUCAGCUUACAUGAAGAAAGUGGGUUUGAGUGAGGCUGAUAAGGUUAGAUUCGCCGAAGCAAAAUCAAGGAAAGCAGCAGAAGACAGACAGAGAACCAUCAAGCAUUCAGAAGCACAUAAAAUAGUGGAAGAAUACUCCACAACGAAAAGCUUCACUUCGAGGACUUCAUCUAAGGAUACCAUCGAAGUGAUGCAGAUGAAUGGAACUAACAAGAGGUCACCGUCACCUGAAAAGCGUCAGAGUCCUGAACGAAAGGCUCAGAGUCCGGAAAGAAAGGCUCAAAGCCCGGAACGAAUUUACGAGCGCACUCCAAGUCCUACCCGUAAACAGGUUAAAUCAGAACCUUCUAAAAAAGAGACAAUCAUAAAAACUGUUUACGAAAUUGAAAAGAAGAUACCGCAGAAAUCAGUUCAGGAAGAGAAGCCGUCGUGGGUGACCAACAGGAACCUCAAGAAGAUUAGUUCGGAAACCAGAACGUUCAGCAGUAAGAAGAUAGAAGAGAAGCCAAAGUACAGAGCGCCCAGUCCCUCCAAGGUGAUCACGAAGCCUAUCGACGUGAUCACGUCCAGCUACGGGCCCGGGCCGCUCGACGCCGACGGCAAACCACUGUUCGGUAUCAGGGCUUUGAGAAAUGGUGCAUCUAACUAUCAAGUGAAAGGCACGGUGAUCCGCCAAGAAUACUACUCCCGCAACGGCGGGGAGCCCGAGGGUACAGUCUCGGUGACCGCGUACUCCACGGAGCCCGAAGACCUGGAGCGCCUGCUGCAAGGUCAGGGGGAGCCCCCCUCGCGCAUCCACGGCCUGGCUGCCAUCACCACCACCAAGAAGUUCGGCGGAGACACGGGAACGACGCUCAAGGAAAUUCAUGGGAGAGAAGACCGCGCCGCCAUAGACCAGUUCACACACAGUGACCGGCGCGUCUCCGACUCCAAGGUCGAGGAGAUCUCCCAGAGGAGCUACGACUCCAGGCGGGAAGAUAUCUUGGGGGAAACCAGACGCAUCGAGAGCAGACGGGAGGAGGUCAUCGGUGAUCGCCUCCGACAGGCCAGGGAGGAGAUCGUGGACAGUGCUAAAGACAGGAGGGAAGAUAGGACGGAGAGGAUGCAGAGGCGAGUGGAGAAAGUGGAGAAGAAGGGAGACAGGACGCAGGAGAGGAAGGAGCGGAUAGAGAGGACGGAUGAUAAGAAGACUGUCCGACAAAGCUCCGUCAAGUCACUCACCGAGAAAUACAUCAAGAGUGCCAACGAGAGCUCGAAGACGGAGCGCGCCGCGUACCCGAAGGCGGGGCUGAUCCUCCGCACCGCCACCAUGAAGGACAGCGUCUCCAGCGACUCCUCGGCACAUGCUGGUCUGACCCGCACAGACAGCGAGCACAGCCUGGGUUCAGUAGAAGACACCGUGGUGACGACGGAGCGCGUGGACGGAGGAGUCAGGACAGUCACCACCACCACCAGGAGUCACGGCUCCGUGCAGCGCGGAGACCGCUCCUUCCUCGACAGCAACACCAAGGUCACAGGCGUCCAGGACAUACUCACCAGGAUGAAGAAUGCUGAUAUAGUGAUCCAGGAGGGCGACACGACGGAGGACACGGAGGCGCGCGCGCUGCUCAACAAGUUCCUGGGCGCCACCGUGCUCAUGGCCGGCAUGCAGGGCUACGUCACUGAGAAGCCCACUGGCAAACUCGUUGUCAAGCAGGAGACAGUUCGCACCACGAGCAGUGGAGGCGGCAAGGUCACCAGCUCGCAGACCAGCACCCUCGAGGACUUCGACGUCGACCAGUGUUGGGACGAGCGUCUUCUCAGGAAACUCUUGGACGAGUGCAACGACUACGAGCAACGUCGACGACUGCGCGCGCGCAUCCGAACACUAAUGGCGGAACAAGAAGCAUGCGCGAGCGCCGUGACGGAGGCGCUGGCGGCGGCGGGUGAAGCGGACGGCGCGGACGGCGACAGUCGCGAGGAAGAGGAAGUAACUGUGACAUCCAGCGUGAGGAGGAACUCGUCAGAAACUGUUAGCACUAGCACUACCACAACUAAAACAUCUAAAGUGAUAGAGAGUAUGACCAGGCCAGCGCCCAAGCCCGUGUCGCCGUUCGCCAAGUUCCGGCAGCUCGAAAAACAAAAUUCAACUAACAGUCCCAACUCGCCCCAGACCCCGCAGAGCCCGGGCUCUCCGGCGCAGCCUUACUUCAAGUUCACGGACCCCGCGCUGCAAGCCAGCGCCGUCACUAUUAAAGAGCGAUUGCUGCAGUGGUGUCGCGACAAGACCCGGGACUACGAGAAUGUGAAGCUGGAGAACUUCUCGACGAGCUGGGCGGACGGGCUGGCGUUCUGCGCGCUGCUGCACCACUUCCUGCCUGACGCCUUCGACUACUCCAAGCUGUCGCCUGACAAGCGCCGACACAACUUCACGCUCGCCUUCAAAAUUGCCGAUGAGAAGGCGGGCAUCUACCCGCUGCUGGACGUGGACGACAUGGUGACGAUGCGCAAGCCGGACUGGAAGUGCGUGUUCACGUACGUGCAGUCCAUCUACCGCCGGUUCAAGGACCAGAACUGACGUCACCCGGUCGCCCAGCCGUCCAGCCUCCCACUGAACACCGCCUGACGCCACUACCAACAUAUUGAAGCCUCGACGGAUAAUUGAUUAGACUCCUCCCAUGUCUAAGUUGGCGAUUAUGUUUAGAGGGCUCCAAUGGUUUAGUCAGGAGAUUUUCCAUUAGCAAAAUUAGUUGGUCCAUCCACUUUAGGCGUUGUGAUGGCAGCAGACGGUGUUCACGUCCGCGGGGUUCAGGCGUCAGCGCCGAGUAGUAGUUCGCUGUAGUCACAAAUAGUACGUUACGAAGUGUGUUAUAAAUCCAAAGAGCGUAUGUUGUUGAUUUGUUCGUUUGUUAUAAAUGUUUAUAAAUAUGUCAGUGUCCGCCCAACUCGUAUCUCCAAGCGCUGUCUCGAUACAGUCCUCCUAUUUAUUAUAAUCUCAAGAUGUGAUUUUUUCUACGUUAGCUUGUAAGUUUUAACUAACAUUAAUAUAUCGAGCGACUUCAGCUAGGUCGUAGUGUAGUGGCGCACUGCUAAGGAUCGCUUGCACUUAUAUACCCACAUAAGAGAGUCGUAUCCUUGUUAUCAGUGUACAUACUGUUUCACGAUUACAUUUAACAUAUUAUUAUUAUAUGAAUUUGACAUUAUUAAUAACAGCGGCUUGAUGUAUUCGCCUACUGAUUUUAUGAAAUUUGAUAUUAUUAUAUGAUUAUUCUGUUAAUUUAUAUUGAUAAUGAAAUAAAUAUUGAUUAACAAAAA